CUCUGCUCAAUCCUUUCUACCCUCCCUCUCUGCCUGUCUGUAUACUGUACCUCUUAUUACAAGCUUCAUUGACACGCAGCCCUUCUUCUCCACAGAAUCCAGCCAAGCAUUAACCCUAUAGCUUACAAGGUGCAUCAGAAAAGGGGGAUCUGACUCUCUAUUGAUUCAUUCAGAGGAUUAUUUACAGGCCUGCUUCGACAAAGCGGUGGGAGGUCAGGGCUGUCUGCCCCGGUUCGUACCUCACUGGAAUCACUUGCUUCCCUCUCUAGGUCUGGUCUAGGAACCUUUUUUACUCGGGAUGCAUGGAUCCAGAUUUGUGAAGAUGCCAAAAACCUUCUGGACUUGCCUAGUGCUACUCUCUUUCUUCCUCGUGUUGACAGUAGCUUCUAAGAAAGGAGGAAAAAGCAAAGGUGGUGGAUGGAACAGUGGUAGCAACCGAAACCCCAGCCAACCAGGCAACACUGGGAGCAACUGGAAUCCCAACUACCCAGGCAACACUGGGAGCAAUUGGAAUCCUGGCAGUAACAUGGGAAAUAAUUAUAAUCCAGGGGGCAACUAUAACAACAAGCAGUGGAAGCCCGCGAAGAGCAAACCCAACAUGAAGAUGGUGGCUGGUGCAGCAGCGGUGGGAGCAGUUGGGGGUUUCAUGCUGGGGAAUGCUGUUAGUAACAUGAGAUACAACUUUGACAAUGAUAAUGAUUAUCGUUAUUACAACAGCUACCAAAACCAGAUGCCAAGCCGAGUUUACAGACCCAUGUACCAAGACAAUGCCCAUGUGACAGAAGACAGAUUCGUCACUGACUGCUACAACAUGUCCAUGACGGAGUAUGUGAUGAAACCCAACGACGGAAAGAAUGUCAGUGACAUAGAUGUAGAUGUCAGGGUCAAGAGCACCAUCAUCCGGCAGAUGUGUGUUACAGAGUACAGGCAGGGAAAUGGGUAUCGAGGGUAUGGAUUGAUGCUCCUGGGCAGUCCGAGUCUCAUCCUCUUCAUCACCCUCUUCGUAUACUUUGUAGUGCAGUGAUGAGAAGGAUCUAUGCUGAAAAUGGAAAAUAAUUCUGUGAGUGCAUGUGUCUGUGUGUGUAUAUAUAUAUAUAUAUAUAUAACACUCACAUGUAUAUUUGUGUGUAUAUAGAUUGAAUUGAUGCAGUAAUCCUGCUUCACUGCCUAAACCGUUAUUCUCUCUUCAAUUCCCUAUAUAACCGCAGAUAUGGGAUUCCCUAUAAGCCUAUGUUGUUUUCUUUAUUAGUGUACACGUCACAUGGCAGAGCUCUAGAACAUGUUAGGAAGGAAUGGUUCUAUCCCUCCUGCUUGUGUACAAUCUGAAUCUUUGUAUCACUAUUAUAAACACACAUGUACAAAAAUGAAACUGUUUUAUUUAGCUGUACAAAUUUAAUUCAAUGUUUUCUGUGACUUUUUUUUUUUUUUCCAGCCACCAUGGCUCGCUGUUAUAUCGCAUGCUAAUUGGGAAACUAUUGAUAGCGAAUGUUUCCAAAUGAAACAUUACACAGAAUUUAUAGCAGUGACUUUAGAAUGUAUUGAUAACCAAACUGGGUUUCCUUCCUUGAUAUAGCAGCAUUCUAUUACUGAUAGUCAUUUAUAAUUUAAGUUGCACUCAUAGUAAUUUUGUUAGAAGGGUAAAUUCAUUGAGCUGUUUUGUGGGAUGGGGAGGAGGGGGAGAUAGUCAUCACCUGUUCAAUUCCCAUUAACACUGAAUGGCUAUAAAUGAAUCAACAUGUAAUAUUGGUAGACUGUAACUACAUUUUUGCAAAGGAGCAUUGAUGGACUAUAAAUAAUCUGCCACAAAGGAACAUUGCUGAACUGCAAAUAAAUGUCUACAACAACGCAACAAUGACUGGGUCUGGAAACAUAAUGGGCAUUUUACAAGAACAGAGAAGAAACUGAAAACGUCACAUUUGGUGGAGAUGAAGGAGGUAAAAUUCAUAAAUAAAAAGCAUAUUAUCGCGACCAUGCUCCAGCUUCCCUGAUGGUCUUGCCAGUCCUGUGCUGCAAUCCUCUAUAGAAUUACCUCUUGGCCAGAGUACAGCAGGCCAAGCAGGUGUUGAUGCCUCUCCCACAUGUCAUUUAUGUAAAUAGGAGGAGUGCAAUUCUGCUUUUGUUUUUUAUAACUUCUCUUUAACUAAGUUUUUAGUGUUUAUGGACUUAUCCUUUUUAUAGCUUAAAAGUAACUGUACUUAAUAUUACAUUUUGACAAUGAAUAUUUGUUUAUUCCAACACAAGUCAACACUAUUACACAACUCAUCAGAAAUACAUUAAAACCUGUUCUUCAAAGCAAAGCAGUCAUAAGCAGGUGGCCAAUGACACUGGUCCCCUGGUGCUGCAUCUUCUUCUGCCUCCCAGGCGACAUGCAGAGGUGUGUGAUCCCCCUUCUUGUGCCCGGGUGUGGUAUUUAAGGUAGAUAGUAACUAGGUCGACAUUAGGUUUUUUUUGGUCAUUUUCUUCGUAGAGUGACCGGGAACCCCAAUUAGUGCACCGUGUCCCCUCGCUCCACUACCACUGCACUCGGCACAGGUUACCGUUCCCAAUUGUAGUCCACGUAGAUCGUUAAGUAUGAAAAGGUUCAAAAAAAAUAAAAAAAAAUCGUUAAAAACUCAUGUCAACCCUUUGACCUGUCGACCUAGAACAUGUCGACCUAGAGAUCCUGUCGACCUAGAAACCCUGUCAACCUAGUUACUGUCGACCAAUAGUGGUCGACCUAGAGACCGGAUCCCCUUGUGCCCCCCACACACUCGCAAACACAUACACACAAACACACACACAUGCAGCCUAGGUAAAGACGAUGCCGCACACAUGAUCUACGGAGGGUAGGACUGUGCAGAGCAAUAGAAUGCUAUUGCUAUACACAUUUACCAUGCCCAUCAUUUGAUGUGUCUGAGCUGACAUCCUAAAUGGAUCUCAAACCACAUCCAUCCCCAGCAUAAUCUGCCAACGCCCUCCCUACCCCUCUGUCAUUGACUCUGGUGGUAGUGCAUGAAUGUAAAUGAAUAUAACCUGGAAGGACAAUACCCAUAUGACUAAUUGUAGCUCUCUAGUUGUUUCAUCAAAUCUGUGGAUCUAAUUAAUUUAUAAACAAAAGAUUGGCUGCAAGAUGUAAAUAUCACAGCCCUGCAAUUACAUUAUGGGGGUAUUUAUCAAAGCUUGAAAAGAUAUAAAAUAGUAAGAAAGUACAUCAACCAAUCAGCUCAUAAAUGUCAUUUUUCAAUCACAGCAUGUAAAAUGUAAGGCAGAAGCUGACUGACUGGUACUUUAUUUGAUAAAUGCCCCCCUAAUUUUAUGAAGUGUAAUGGAAUUUUUUAACCAGUAACACUAUACACGGUUUGCUUCGCUGGCCAUCAUCCCUAGAAUAAAAGGAAAAUAGAAGUAAUCCUGGUAAUUGGUAAAAUUCUUGGUGGAAUUUGUCUAACACUAAAUUUGACAGAAAAUAGUCAUAUAUUGCUAGAAUUGGGUCUUUUACUUCACAUUUCAUUACAGAGGACAUAUACAGGACCAUAAUUAGGGGUAUGCGAGCAGAGCCAUCACACAGGGGUUCUGGGGCAGGUACUGUCGCUGUCCCACUGCACCUGAAUGUGGCUUGUAGAGUGCCUGGAGUUGCACACUGCAGCCAGUACUGUACAGUUACUACAGGGCCACCCAGUGUAAUCAUGGGAUGCACCGGACAGGCAUAUCCUGCUGUCUGUAACGUCCUUAGGAUACUCCGAGCAGUGCUGUACAUCCCAGAGCCGGUGGUCUCCGUCCUCAUAGGCGUGGUGUUAUGACGCACUGCUAUCCUGUUACAGUGCUGGAUGUAUAUAAUCAUAGAAGUAUAAAAAAUAGAUUGUUUUUUGAAACACAAAGGUAAAAAAUAAUACAGCAAUAGAACCUUGUGGAGGUAAAGGAAAUCUGCAGAGAUAAAUAAUACUAAUCCUUAAAACAUAAUACAACUAAAUAAAGAAGUUUGCAUAAAUAUUGCUGUAUCCUCCUGAAAAAAUUUUUUACUUCUAAUGAUGAAACUAAAGAAAAAUUCUCUUUAAUCAUAAAAUCAUUUCCAUUAAAAUUCCAACAAAUGGAAAAGUAAUUUAGAAAAUAAAAAUAUUUUGUUUUAAAGAAUUCAUCAAGAAAGAUCCAAGGGAAGUGCUAACUUAAUCAUUGUCCUAAGACCAUAAUAUAAACCCCUUUUGCUGCAAUCUAGCCAAUACGUUCUAGCGGUAGGGGCCAACGUACCACUUUGUCAGGCCAGCCUCUGGGACAUGCGCAAUCCAGUAGUCAGUGCACAGUACAUCUGAGAACCCAGACUUAGGUUUUCAGUUCUAUGUAGAGAAUAAAAAUUAAAAUAAAUUGUUGAAAAUAAAAAAAUAUAUUCUAAAUAAAAAUAUAUUUUAAAACUUUUACAAAUAAUGGAUUUUUCUAUGCAUUUUAUUUCUAUUAAAACCAUCCUAUGAUAAUAAUACUCAGAGUGACCGCCAGGAACAACUAUGAUAGGGCCAGGAAAUCUGCAUCAUGCCCCCAUUUUUGUAGAUUGGUCCCUACCACCACCCUUGCUCCACCCCACAAAUGCAGAUUGGAUGCACUGCAAGUGACAAUGCAUGCACAUUCCAGCCAUCAUCAGAGUUGUAUGAAAACCAUUGGGUUUGCAUACAAGUCUGGAUCAGGCCCAUAGCACCUUCUGUAGCAUUAGCCUGCAGCUGAAGACAUGCAGAUAGAAUGUAUUACCACCAAUUAGAGUCAUUCUACGACAGCUGAUGCUCUACUUGCUGAAUUACCUCAAGAGUCUGCCCACGCCUGGUAUCACUGAUGCGUUUCAAUGAGCUCACUCUGCUUUCAUAAGGGGAUUCUGAUCAUUCCUAUUGUGGUUCCCUGUGCAAGAGUGUAAAUGUCCCAUCACUGUCCCCUAAUAUUUAGUGCCAAUACAUUUAAUAAAAUACAUAUUUUGUACUAUUUUUUUCCUAAAAUAAUGCUAAUGUUAGUUUCAAUUAUUAACGAGGGACAUCUGGGUUGUAUUUAUUACAGUUUAGUGUUUAUAAAUCUUUUUAUUACAUUGAACCGAGAAUAAUACACAAGGAGCUAUGUAUACCCUUACUAGCUUAAUUAAGUUACAAUUGUGUGCAUAACAGGAACACCACUAUGUAUGUGAUACAUGACCUGUACAUAAAUCAAUGUUUCACACAAGACUCUCAGAGUGGCUAGCAGUACAGUAUCUAUGCAGCACCAUGUGUAAUAAACUAUGGGGCAUACCCAAUUCCCCAUGGCUAAUUGAGGACGUCGGUCAUGUAUGCAUCCCCCACGUUUUAAGCCCUUAGGGUGCACUCUUCCUCACAUGCUCAGGAGCUGCUGGGAAAAGUCUGUGUUUAACACACAGGGAAACUCAUAGAUUACUGCAUCUAUGGGAUACUGUGCGGGAAAAUGCAAAGUGAAUGAAUAGCUCCAGGUGUGAAACCAGAGCUUUUUCCCGUGGAAUCCCAACUACUAAACUCAGACAAUGGAUUGUGUGUCAGAUGCUUUAGUGCAUCUUUUAGUCCCUGUUUCAAAUAUGUAAGUAGAUGCAGUUUGGAUAGGAGUCCAGAUUACCUCAGCAGGGACGCUAAUGUUACGGCAAGUACUCAGACAAGGACACACUUCAGAAUGGUGCCUAUGGGCUCCACUUAGCAACAAUAUUAUUUGCCGGUGGUCUAUUUCAUUUAGUAUCACAGUGAUACUAAUGACUACGCCACCAAUGUUUACCAUAGCUUUCCUGUCCGGCAAGGUCCAGCAUUGUCUCCCUCCUCUAUGGUGUCCUCUGGUGAGUUACAGGCAAGCUAAUGCUGCCGACAAAGGGCUACUGACUAAUGUUAAAGGACCACAGAUAGCUGCGCAUGCACAUUGUGCUUCAGUAGGGUGGGGAAUAAGCAAAGUCUGGAAAGCUUUGCUAGGCUUCACCCCAUUGCUAGCCUCUAUAGAUGGCAUAAGCAGUACAUAAACAGCGCUAAGAUCUGCUAGUUAAAUACUGGACAGAUGUCAUAUCUAAAAGUGCUAAAGGAUUGAGUCCUAAAGGAUUGAGGGGCAGAUUUAUUAAGCCUGGUGAAGUGAUAAAGUGGAAGGUGAUAACGCACCAGCCAAUCAGCUCCUAACUUCCAUGUUACAGGAUGGGUUUGAAAAAUGACAAUUAGGAGUUGAUUGGCUGGUGCGUUAUCACCUUCCACUUUAUCACUUCACCAGGCUAAAUAAUUCUGCCCCUGUGUCUUGGAUAGAGGUAAAGUGGAUGGAGAUAAAUUACAGCCAAUCUAACUGCCAUAUCACAGUUGGGAUUGAAAAAUUACAGUUAGGAGCUGACUGGCUGGUACCAUAUCUCUGUCCACUUUAUCUCCAUGCAAGGUUAGUAAAUAGACUCCUAAAUAAGUCCUUGAAACUGAAGAGCAGUAACUGAAAGUCUCCACUGGUCAAUCAAAGCUGUACCAUGCAGCCUAGUUUUUUAGCCCCUGGAGAUAGGAGGAGUACAUGAGUGGAGUACAAGUAGUUUUAGUACAUUUGGUUUUAUACAUCAGGAGUCACAAGGACAGCAUUGCCCAUCUGCCCUUUAUGUAUUGGUGGGUGCAGGUCACAGUAGUUGGCUGUGGUUUUGUGGCUGAUCACAAUUUUUCCUGUCAUUUUAGCCCAGGUCUGGUGGUACAGUAGAAGGUCUAGGUUAUAGUUAUGAUUCCUUUUAGUGCUGGUGUAACAACUAAUGGGCCCUACUCAUUUGACGAUGCGCCGCCGAGGUGCCCGACGGCCGAAACGGCCGACGAGCGACCCGGUGGCGGGGGAGCAGUGAUGGGGGAGUGAAGUUUCUUCACUCCCCCCGUCACGCGGCUGCAUUGAAGUGCAGGCAAAUAUGGACGAGAUCGUCCAUAUUGUCCUGCAUGCACAGCCGACGGGAGACCAGCGAUGAACGAGCGCGGGGCCGCGCAUCGUUCAUCGCUGGAGUCUCCACACUGAACGAUAUGAACGAGUUCUCGUUCAUUUAUGAACGAGAUCGUUCAUAUAUUUCAGAAAAUCGGCCAGUGUGUAGGGCCUAUAAGAUCAGGAAGUGUGUGCUUCCUAUUUUGUUUACUAUCCUUGUCACAAGUGGUAAAUUUAGUGUUCGGCCUCAAAACAUUGCCACCACGUUCCACAAAGUGCACUGUUCUUUGUUAUGUAUGUUACUUGUAUUGUGUAUAAAUAAACUGCUGUGGCCAAUUACAA
Pseudophryne corroboree (corroboree frog) is the source of this 7194-nucleotide messenger RNA. RefSeq names its product prion protein (Kanno blood group) (gene PRNP). The record is from RefSeq and is a predicted model, not a curated record. Gene Ontology annotation, cellular component: membrane. The coding region runs from base 299 to 1024 and encodes 241 amino acids. The transcript is spliced from 4 exons. Gene Ontology annotation, biological process: protein homooligomerization. Lineage: Eukaryota; Metazoa; Chordata; Amphibia; Anura; Myobatrachidae.